This is a messenger RNA of Dibothriocephalus latus, 321 nucleotides long. The record is from the annotation of a GenBank genome assembly. Lineage: Eukaryota; Metazoa; Platyhelminthes; Cestoda; Diphyllobothriidea; Diphyllobothriidae.
GCUGUACACUACGGUCAACUGCAAACCGGGCCCGCGGCACCAGAGCGUACGUACAAUCUCUGCACUUCUUACUCCGACUUUCGGCUUGCACCACCCUCGGAGAACGACAUGGCGCUUUACAAACGUUACGCCUCGCUCGAGCCGUUGGGUGUCGCGCCCGAAAAACCCGUCUCUGGUCUGAUGCAGGGGGUUAAUCCGGCCUCGCUGAAAACAUACACCGACGUGGUCAGGCUCUCCAGAACUGGUGUCUGCUCUGUCCCCUACGAGUCCUUCCUCAUCUACGUGCAGACGGUCCGAGAAAAGGGUCGCCUGAAUUGUUGA